AUGGUGGACUACUACGAAGUCCUGGGCGUGCCCCGGCAGGCCUCCACCGACGCCAUCAAGAAGGCCUACCGCAAGCUGGCGCUCAAGUGGCACCCCGACAAGAACCCCGAGAACAAGGAGGAGGCAGAAAAGAGAUUCAAGCAGGUGGCCCAGGCCUACGAGGUGCUGUCGGACGCCAGGAAACGCGGCGUCUACGACCGCUAUGGCGAGGCGGGCGAGGACAGCGCGGGCGCCGCGGGCCGCCCCUGCCACGACCCCUUCGAGUGCGUCUUCAGCUUCCGCGACCCCGCCGACGUCUUCAGGGAGUUCUUCGGCGGACAGGACCCCUUUUCCUUCGACUUCUUCGGAGCCCCGCUGGAGAACAUUUUCGGGGGCCACAGGAUCCCGCGAGGAAGCAGGAGCAGAAGCAGGGCGUCCGCGCCUCUCUUCUCCACCUUCUCCCAGUUCCCCGCUUUUGGCGGUGGCUUUUCUUCCUUCGACACGGGGUUCACAUCCUUCGGGCCCCUGGCCGACGGCCUUUCUUCCUUCUCCAUGUCCUGUGGCGGUGGCGGGGCAGGCAACUUCAAGUCCGUGUCCACUUCCACAGAAAUCGUCAAUGGCAAGAAGAUCACCACCAAGAGGAUCGUGGAGAACGGCCAGGAGAGGGUGGAAGUGGAGGAGGAUGGACAGCUCAAGUCCCUCAUCAUAAAUGGCCAGGAGCAGCUGCUACGCAUCAACACCUAGUCAUUCCCUUGGACUUAAAGUACAUGUUGAGGAAUAACAGGACACUUUU
This is a messenger RNA of Dipodomys ordii (Ord's kangaroo rat), 772 nucleotides long. RefSeq names its product dnaJ homolog subfamily B member 3-like. The record is from RefSeq and is a predicted model, not a curated record. Gene Ontology annotation, cellular component: endoplasmic reticulum membrane; cytosol. The transcript has a single exon. The coding region runs from base 1 to 723 and encodes 240 amino acids. NCBI's taxonomy places the organism in Eukaryota, Metazoa, Chordata, Mammalia, Rodentia, Heteromyidae. Gene Ontology annotation, biological process: protein refolding; positive regulation of proteasomal ubiquitin-dependent protein catabolic process. Gene Ontology annotation, molecular function: ATPase activator activity; Hsp70 protein binding.